GCGAGAAUAUACUGUUUCAAACCUGUUUUGAAGAAAAUUGCCUCGAAGUUUGGUGAACUUUUUAAAGUUUUUUCCAUUUUUUUUCCCAUCACCAUCCAUACAAAUUAAAAGUGAAUAGAUGUGGUUAGUGUUAAAUCAAAUAACUUAUUAAAACUAGGAUUUUUUUCUUUAUUGUGGAAUCCAAAGAUUUGAAAGAAGGAACAAGGGACUGGUAAAGACAGAAAGAAGCCGAUUCUCAAAAAUCCAGUCACCGCAAUAUUCAUUCAUUGCGUGUUUGCGUUUUCAGCCUCUAACCUGUGAACGAACGAAGUCUAUUUUUAGCUGGAUCUGUUUGUUUAUGCAACCUACGUAAUUUAAUACUGUACUUCUUGGGAGAGAAUCCGAGGAGGCAAAAAGACACACGGCGUUCGGCAGUAAACUUAAAUUUAAAAACACCGCGGGAGUCCUCCGUGUUCCGACCGUUUUCUCUUCUUUUCUUCCCUGGCAAAUCGGUAAAUGACGUCAUUCUAUUGAGGGAAAUUGCCAAGGUUUUUAUUUGGCAGUUUGGUUGGCAUAUCUCUGCGGAGACGAACCGGGUGAUCACGUGCAACCUAAAACGCAUGCGUGGAGAAGUGUCCGUCAAAUAAGAAAGAAAAUUGUGAAAAGUCAGCUGUCUGGAGAAAAAAAAGAGGAGCUUAUCUCUAAAAAAAUAAACUUGAUUCAAAAAAUUACAUAAGCACAACAGUAACAGUUUUUAGUGGGAAUUAUCAACGUUUGUUUGUGAAAUUAUUUAUGCCGGUGAGAGUGCUUUAUUAUCGGAUUUGGAUUUGUUAAAAUUUUCAAGGAAAUAUGGUCAUCAAGCCCAUAGUAAAACGAAACGUGAGGAUCCUCUUAGUAGGAGAUCAAGGCGUAGGAAAGACGUCUUUGAUACUGUCUCUGGUUAGCGAAGAAUUUCCCGAAAAUGUUCCAUCAAAAGCUGAAGAAAUUACAAUACCGGCUGAUGUAACACCUGAACAAGUUCCUACAAACAUUGUGGAUUAUUCAAGUUCAGAACAAAGUGAAGCAGAAUUAAAUGAAAGCAUUCGGAGGGCUAGUGUUGUCUGUAUUGUUUACGCGGUGGAUGAUGAUGAAUCCAUUGAAAGAAUAUCUUCCUACUGGAUGCCUCUCAUUAGACAGAAUUAUCCAGAUACACAAUGUCCAGUGGUUCUUGUGGGAAAUAAAAUAGAUGUUGUUGACUAUUCAACUAUUGAUGGCAUUUACGAAGUAAUGGAAGAGUUUUGCGAAAUUGAAACCUGCAUUGAAUGUUCUGCUAAAACAUUAAAAAACAUUUCAGAAAUGUUCUACUAUGCCCAGAAAGCUGUUCUUCACCCUACUUCCCCAAUAUAUUCUGUUGAAAAAGCUGAUCUAACAGAUUCUUGCAAGAGGGCCCUUACAAGAAUUUUCAAAAUAUGCGACAUCGAUUGUGAUGGACUUCUAAACGAUAUUGAACUAAACAACUUCCAGUCUCGAUGUUUCAAUGCACCACUUCAACCCCAAGUGCUUGAUGAUGUAAAGGCUGUACUAAGAAAAAAUUUGGAAGAGGGUGUGAGCCAAAACAGUGUCACGCUAAAAGGGUUUUUAUACUUGCAUAGUUUAUUUGUUCAGCGAGGAAGAAAUGAAACUACAUGGACAGUUUUGAGAAGGUUUGGCUAUAAUGACAACUUGAAUAUGUCUAAGGAUUAUCUAUAUCCCAGCAUCAAAGUACCAUCAGGUUGUACAACAGAACUUUCACACCGAGGCCAUCAGUUCCUGACACAUAUUUUUGAACGAUUCGAUAAAGAUAGAGAUAAAGCACUUUCACCAUCUGAAUUUGAGGAGCUGUUUUCUACUUGUCCAACCCCAGCGUGGCCUCCUGAUGUUGGAGAUAUGGUUGAGACCAAUGAGAAAGGUUGGAUAACAUAUCAAGGAUACAUGUGCGAAUGGGCUCUAAUGACUUUAGUGGAUUUGCCAAGGACGUUUGAAUAUCUGGCUUAUUUGGGAUAUAAUAUUUACGAGAACGAAAGUCAGCUCUCUGCAGUGAUGGUUACAAGGGAGAAAAAGUUGGAUUUAGCCAAAAAACAAUCAAGCCGGAACGUAUACCAGUGUCAUGUUAUUGGACCAUCAUCCUCAGGAAAAUCAACAUUCUGUAGGAGCUUUGUGAAGAAUUAUGAUGAUCCGGCAAGUUUAUUAACAGAAAUCGGCAGCACACCAAAUUGUACAAUCAGCACAGUCCAAGUUUAUGGACAAGAAAAAACCAUGGUAUUAAGAGACAUAAAUGUUAGAAAUGUCUCUGAUCCAUUACUGCCACAUGAAGUCCAAUGCGAUGUAGCUUGUCUCGUCUAUGACAUUAAUAAUCAAAAGAGUUUCGAGUAUAUUGCUCGGAUUUACAUUAAAUAUUUCGCCGACAGUAAAAUUCCUGUACUUAUCGUUGCUUGCAAAGACGAUUUGGAAGAAGUGAGACAAGAAUAUUUAUUACAGCCAGCGACUUUUUGUCAAAAAUACAAAAUUCUUCCACCACAAAGGUUCAGCGUCAAGGGACAAUUUAGGAAGGAUGUUUUUGUAAAACUGGCCACCAUGGCGGCGUUUCCUCGGUUUCAAGCUGCCUGGAUAUUAUUUUAUAAGCGCAGUCCAUUACGGCGCAUGGUUCAUAUGUUGUUGUUGCGUCCACAACCCUCAGAGUGGUUAAACGAAUUUUGCAGGAACUUCCGCGAAUUCGGAGUCAUCUCAAACGACCCAAGUAUAUGGUGGAAAGCUGGUUUGAGCCUGGCAGCAGUGACAGCUCUUGGACUUUUGGUGGCCAAAGUACUGCAUAUUAGCAAUAAAAUCAGAUAAAUGCAUACUUCUUUUAAAGUAGUUUUGCAUAUACAUACUCCAAAUUUUCUUUGAAAUAUAUGGUCUCCAUAUUCAUGGUGCUUGUUUCACUUGUGAUGUUUGUCAGACAAUAGUUAUUUUGUAGUGGUCGAGGCUCUCGAAGCCAUAUAUAAUUUGGAGGGAUUGUUGAUUUUUUCGAGUUUGUGGGCCGUCGUCCAGAAAAACGACGCAAUUGGAACUAGAUCGGUACCGGUAUCUGCAGCGAAAUAUUAAUACCACCUGUGUUACCAGGUACAGCAUCAAUUGCCAACGAAAUUUUCAUUGAUCAGAUCAGAUUUUUGAAUAUGCCAGCCAAUUUAAGAUACAUGUCCCACAAACCCCAAUAAGUCACCAAUGCUUCUAUAGUUGAUUUGUUUCUUUCGAAUGUGUGAGAGACCGUUUUCUUUUUGAUAUUUGAAAAAAACUUCUGAUGUCCAAAAAAUAAUAGAAACCAAAUGGUGCAAUCCUUACGAAAUAAUUUUUAAAAUUGUUACUAUUACUAUAAUUAUUGUGUACAAAGCAUUUGAAUAAGGUUGCUGUAAGAUAUAUCUUCUCAUUUAUAGCCAUAAUAAUAGCUUUUAGCUAUUUGAAUAAAUAACAUUUUCCUUCGUAAGGCAAUAUGGCUUAUUUUUGCUAGUCAAUCAAUAUUGUUUUUUCUAUUUCAUAAUAUGGAGAAACUUAAACCUUCAAAAGGUUGUUUCUUUAAGUAUUUUUUUCCUUAAUUAAAAACCAAAACUUUUUCUAGAUAUGUACUAAAAUAAAAAAUCUUGUGUUCAACUGUGGAUAGUUUCUGUAGUAUUUCCUAUAUUUUUUCAUUGGGUGCAUUAUUAAAUAAGACUGUAAACGAUUUUAAUAUAAAUUACAAAGAAUAUAAGUUCAGAA
Molecule: messenger RNA, 3729 nt
Organism: Ceutorhynchus assimilis (cabbage seed weevil)
Lineage: Eukaryota; Metazoa; Arthropoda; Insecta; Coleoptera; Curculionidae
Source: the annotation of a GenBank genome assembly